AUGCGCCGCGGAACAGUUAUUUUUGUCGUCAUUAAUUUGAUCAUAAUCGGCUCUCUCAUCAACGCCUGCAGUACCCUCAUAUCUCUCCUGUUCGAGAAUGCUUCAAGGUUUGCGAUACCAGGCGCCGAAAUUCCUGCACCUAACUCGGAUUUGAACGAUAAUCGUACCCAAUUAAUACCAAAAAUCAUCCAUCAGACGUAUAUCAACUCCUCGAUACCUGCGAAGUGGAAGGAAGGCCAACAAGCAUGUGUCAACCUUCAUGACGAUUAUGAAUAUAUGCUCUGGACCGACGAGAAAUCCCGCGCCUUCAUCGCAAAAGAAUACGAAUGGUUCCUGGCUACCUUCGACUCCUACCCGUUCCCUAUCGAACGCGCCGAUGCCAUUCGAUAUUUCAUUCUAUACCACUACGGCGGCAUAUACAUAGAUCUGGAUGACGGUUGCAAUCGCCGACUCGAUCCUCUACUCAGCUACCCAGCUUGGCUCCGCCGAACAGUACCCACGGGUAUUAGCAACGAUGCGAUGGGCGCUGUGCCACAGCAUCCUUUCUUCAAGUUUGUGAUUGGAAAACUCGCAGACUAUAACCGAAACUGGGUAUUGCCUUAUAUCAGUGUCAUGGGCAGCACUGGGCCACUCUUCUUGUCCGUAAUGUGGAAACAGUACAUGUGGGAGCACAACCAGCCCGAGGAAGCAGUUCGAGUAUUGAUGCCUGCCGAAUACAAAGGCAACCCAUGGAGUUUCUUCGUCAUUUCCAAGGGGAGCAGUUGGCACGGAAAGGACGCUCAAACCAUUUUCUGGAUGGGCAAACACUGGUUCUUCCUCACCGUAUCUGGAUUCUUAAUCGCCGGUGUAGUUGGUGGCGCCCUGUGGUGGUUAUGGUCUAUGUGGGUCAUGGAGACUGGGAAAACAUCCCACGGAAGGAAGCGAUUGAGCUUUUGGCGGAGACUCAGUAGCAAAGACAGAUAUGAGCUUGUUGACCGCAUGGCGUAA
Messenger RNA from Glarea lozoyensis ATCC 20868, 987 nucleotides. RefSeq lists its product as uncharacterized. The record is from RefSeq and is a predicted model, not a curated record. Lineage: Eukaryota; Fungi; Ascomycota; Leotiomycetes; Helotiales; Helotiaceae. Gene Ontology annotation, biological process: mannosyl-inositol phosphorylceramide biosynthetic process. The coding region runs from base 1 to 987 and encodes 328 amino acids. The transcript is spliced from 2 exons. Gene Ontology annotation, molecular function: mannosyltransferase activity.